AUGGUGCACCCCAAUGUUUUCUCAAAAGAAGUUGUUUCUGCGAAUGUCCAAGGUGUUGUUGUGAAAGCGGUAGAUGUUGGCAACCAAUUUAAAAGCAAGCAAGAAUUUGAAUCUCGUGAUCAAAUGCUUCAAUGGAUUCGUACGGAGGCCUCUAAACUUGGAUUUGGUGUGGUUACUGGAAGGUUUGAUAAUGGUUCGGAUAAAAGAUGCGUUUUUGUGACAAUGACACGCGAAAGAAGCAGGAAAUACAGAACUCCUCUCCGAAAUUUUAAAAGAGACGACACUGGUUCUAGAAAAUGUGAGUGUCCGUUCAAGGUGCAUGGUUACAUGUUGACAAACAAAAACUGGAGAUUUAAUGUGAUAUGUGGUUUGCAUAACCAUGAUUUGUGUGAAAAAUUAAUCGGUCAUCCUAGUGUGCGUUGGCUCAUGCCGAAAGAGAAGGAAUGUUUUGCUGACAUGACCUUGAAUCUGGUUCAACCAAAAAAUAUGCUUGCAACAUUGAAACGAAAACGAUCUAGAAUUAUAUCAAAUAUCAAGCAAGUGCAUAAUAUUUUGUACCUAACUAGCAAGGUGCUUAUGGGGGAUAAAACUGAGAUGCAACAACUCUUGAAACUGUUGUAUGAUUACAGUUACGUGUCUAGGUAG
Molecule: messenger RNA, 645 nt
Organism: Lathyrus oleraceus (garden pea)
Lineage: Eukaryota; Viridiplantae; Streptophyta; Magnoliopsida; Fabales; Fabaceae
Exons: 1
Coding region: 1-645 (214 amino acids)
Biological process (GO): positive regulation of transcription by RNA polymerase II; cellular response to iron ion starvation
Molecular function (GO): DNA-binding transcription factor activity, RNA polymerase II-specific
Source: RefSeq, a predicted model, not a curated record